Molecule: messenger RNA, 2391 nt
Organism: Grosmannia clavigera kw1407
Lineage: Eukaryota; Fungi; Ascomycota; Sordariomycetes; Ophiostomatales; Ophiostomataceae
Exons: 3
Coding region: 1-2391 (796 amino acids)
Source: RefSeq, a predicted model, not a curated record
AUGGGUGUAAUCUUUGAUCCACAACGAUUUCAAGAGAGGACGCACAGGACCUUUCCUUCUGAAGCCGUAGAGGCUUUCGGCAUCACUGAGAGCAAGUGGGAGCCGAUUUCCGAUAAUGAGCUACUCAACGGAUGCACAUCAGACUACAUCUUCAGGCAGAAACGCCAGAAGGUGUCAAUCCAUCGCGAUCUCCGUAACUUCAGGCCUACGCGCCUCGAGUUCCAUGUGCCGCACCCGGAUACCGACAUGAACAAUGACUGGUUUGUGUUACUUUUUGUGACACUCCACAAUCUGAUACGCGCCUUUUGCCACGCUCAUUUUCGCUCUGAGAUGUCCAAGCCAGCAGGCAACGAGAAAUGGAGCCCCUGGGAAACUGCCAUGCCACCGCAGUUUCUGCACUACGCUGCAGAGAUCUCACGCAAAGACGACUACGACGGUGGUUGGGAAAUUCUUUUGAUUGACCCCCGCCAGAGGUCGCACAUGGUUAUGGGAAUCGUGGCAAAGGUCCUGGAAGAGCAUGUCACAUCCGAUCUGUUGUUUGGCGCCAGUGAACAUCACCAUAAUGCGCUAUCCGCUGCGGACCGGAACAUGCUGCAAGAAGAGGGAUAUUUUCGUAAAUUUAAGCGAUCUGAAGAGGUGCGCCAGAUUCUCGACGGAGAAAUACUUACUCCACGGUUUUGGGAGAAGGUUGACCACUUGACGGCCGGAACUGCCGCUAUGCUGCUGCCGCUAUUCAACAUACAGCGUCAGCUGGCAGUGGCAUCACAUACAAGUCAGAAACAGAGUCCCCGCACCGGAAUACUGGUCAUGUACCAGCAACUGCAUGAUAUCAUCGCCUUGGCGGGUUAUGCGUCGAUAUGCAUGGCAUGGUCGCCCAGUAUCUUCAAGCUCGAAUUUCCCGAACCCGGCCAACAACUCGACCAUAGCCAGGACCGAGUCGAUGACGAAUAUGUUUUCGGACCAUCACUGAAGCGCGCUAUCCGAGAGGACAAGAACGCAUCAAAAGCGGCAAACACACCAAGCAAGAGUGUUCUCAAGCAUGACUCUGCACUAUUCAACCGCAUAGCCAAAAUCAAGAUCGUCCUCUGGCCAGCUAUACGUCGCUACAAACCCCACUGGGGCAUGCACAGUGCCAGUGGAAAGAGAAUAAUCGACGGCCAGAGCGGCCCAAAUGCCGCAACUGUCACCGUCCUGACCAAGAGUCAAAAUGUGUACUAUGCUGGAAAGAACACAGGUGCUGCCGACACCGAUGAAGGACUGCCAACACUAGCAGCGCACUCACACCGGCUCCUCCCAAAAGAAGUCCCGAUGGACGCUCAUGGGCUACUUCGAUCACAAGGCUGGCGUGGCCUCGGAUACACUUUGCACGCAACCGACGAUAACGUAGGCCUUGCUCGCCCGCUGCUUUUAUCGCGGAAGGACGAUCGCCUAGGCCUUGGAAGUCAGUCUGUCCAUAGCCAGGCCGCUGCGACCAAUCAAUGGUGGCUCGAUGCCUUCGACCAGCAAUUGAAAGGCCUGACCGCAGGCAAGGCAGCUCCUGCGAAUACACCAAAUGCGACCGCAGUUACGCGGCUUGAGCUUCUAUCUGCUGGCGGUCGUGGCUCUAAUAAGUACCGUGGUGCUUACGGCCUGUAUGCUAGCUUUGUGCGAGGCGGCUUGAUCGAGGGCACAAUUUCGUCGCCGAUUACCACGAGCACCAACUCUCCUACUCCUUGUAGUAGUCAGGACGAAGCCAUUGUAGAGGCAAGAGCACCAGAAUCAGGACCAAUAGAACAGACGGGAGCAACAAAAAAGGGCAAGAAACGGAAGACAGAAGAAGAAAACGAAGAGACCAAGAAGCGACAAAGGUUGGAAAAGAAAGAACGGAAAGAAAAGAAGCGGAUAAAACGUGAACAGAGCGAAGCCGAUAGUCAAUCGUGCACGGGAAAGAUCAAGGAUAGAACGCCGGGAAAGAGUGGGAAUGAAGAGAAGAGGGACAAGCUGGCAGCUAGCUCUUGCGACAAGAAAGAGAAGAAAGACCAAAAACGGAGGAGAAAGGAGCUGGGCACGAUCGACGGUUCAGAGGGGCUUGACCAGGCGAAAACCAUCGAAAAAAGCAAACAAGAGGGAAAGUUGCAAGGUAAAGAUGAUUCGACGACUACACAGAGUGACCGGGUGGUUGAGUCAGAACGGAAAGCAACCACUACUCCUAUGCUACUAGACAAGAGGGUCAAGCGGAAGGAGGAGACCAAAGCUGAACGAAAGGCUAGAAGAAAGGCGUUGAGUGUUUCUCUCGACGAAACGAAGGAGCAAAGAAGGGAAAGCAAGAGCGCUGAAAAGAAGCUGCGACGGGAGAGGAGGGCAGUGAAAGAAGCGGCCAAGAAAGCAAAGGCAGAAGCAAAGACAGCAUAG